Eurytemora carolleeae is the source of this 1812-nucleotide messenger RNA. Its product is annotated as A disintegrin and metalloproteinase with thrombospondin motifs 7. The record is from RefSeq and is a predicted model, not a curated record. Gene Ontology annotation, molecular function: metalloendopeptidase activity. The coding region runs from base 529 to 1734 and encodes 401 amino acids. Gene Ontology annotation, biological process: extracellular matrix organization. The transcript has 11 exons. Gene Ontology annotation, cellular component: extracellular matrix. Lineage: Eukaryota; Metazoa; Arthropoda; Copepoda; Calanoida; Temoridae.
ACUGUUUUUAAAAAGCUAACUUUUUAAAAAGGAUAAUUUUAUUGUCCUCGUUUUCAGAACAAAACAAUUAUUUUUCAUAAAAAUAAAAACCUUAACAUCCCUAUCUGGGGGGAGAAAUUAUUUUUGAGAGGGAGAAAGAGUUUUCAUGAAGUAUGGACCCCUGCUAAACAAAUAUAUGUUCUACACUACGCAAAGCCUAAGUUUAAAUGAUAUAAGGUUCUUUAUUAUAGAUAAAACCUAAUCAGUAUUUUUUUCAAAAUAGGGGCUUUUAGGGGGGGGGGAAUCACCUAGGGGGUGCACCAAUUUCUUUUUUGGCAUGCUUAGGUGAGCAUUAAAUAAAACACUACAAAUCUCAUACACCUAAAUUGAUAUUGUUUACAUCUGGAAACAAUUUGCUGCAGGAUGUUUUUUUACACUUUAAAGAAACAUUUUUGCAUGGAAUGGUAAAGAACAAUAAAAGUAGCUCUUUAAAAAUGCUGCUGCUGUAGGCAAACCACCUCACAAGCAUUUGUUUAUAUUUUAAUUUUCAUGCAUACACAAAAGCAUGUGCCCCGCCCCAUCACAUUUUUUCUCUAUGGAUAUAAAAUUCAUGUGUUAUGCUCAGGACCUGUUGAUUCCAAACUUUGCAUAGAACCAGUUCCAGGCAUAAAGCUAGAGAACUGCUCGGUUCCUGAGUGUAAGGAAUACUGGUGGGAGGGGCCCUGGCAGGUACUUUGCAUAGAACCAGUUCCAGGCAUAAAGCUAGAGAACUGCUCGGUCCCUGAGUGUAAGGAAUACUGGUGGGAGGGGCCCUGGCAGGUACUUUGCAUAGAACCAGUUCCAGGCAUAAAGCUAGAGAACUGCUCGGUCCCUGAGUGUAAGAAAUACUGGUGGGAGGGGCCCUGGCAGUCAUGCAAUUCAUGUAACAGUUACCAUGAAAGAAGUGUCAUGUGUAUUGGAGAAAAUAUGGAAGCUCUUCCGGACAAAAGAUGCCCUCUGCUCAGCAGACCAAUUUCAACAGAACAUUGCAGUCUUUCUGAAAGUUGCAGGAUACAAUCUCAGAAUUUCCCAGGAUCAGAUGAAACAAAUAAGAACAUGGCAAGGGAUUCUGAUCUACAAAUACCAAGCUUGGAUUUUGAACUAGAUCUUAAAAAUGUAUCGAUGACUGCUUGGUCAAAUUGUUCAUUGGACUGUGAAAAUGGAAUUAAGAAACGUCAGAUUAACUGUGAAGGGAUUGCUUGUAAUUCCAGAUUAGCAAUUGAGGUUUUAGCUUCCUGCAAUCUGGGUCAUUGUGGUGACUGGAGGGUUGGGAACUGGUCAAAGUGUUCUCAUUUGUGUGGCAAUGGAACAAUGAUAAGAGAUGUUGUUUGUGAUGAUCAGUGUGAUCCUAAUUCUAAACCUGCAACAGAAACUAUUUGUAAUGAAGGUCCAUGUGUGUAUUGGUGGGUUGGACCAUGGUCCCCUUGCUCCUCUUCAUGUGGACCAGGGAUUAGGCAAAGGCUGGUUGAAUGUAGACAAACGCUUACUGAAAAUAAUUCACUACUUUGCUCCUUCCAAAACAAACCCCAGAUAAAUGAGCCAUGUUCUAAUCAACCUGAUUGUGAAUUCACCUGCAAGGACACACUACCUUCCUCUAGGUGUAACAGAUUGAAGUUUCUCUGCGCAAGUCAGAUUACAUUUACUAGGCUUUGUUGUUCUACAUGUUACAACAAAAUAAAGGCAGAAAAGAAGGGAAUUCUCUUUAAAAAAUUAUAAAUUAACUUUCGAACUUAAUUAUAUGUCAGGAUCUCUACCCAAUUCAAAAAUGAAUUUGUUAAAAUGUUUUAGAAGAAA